GAAAUUAGCAUAAAUUCAUUAUAUUUUUUAAAAAAAAUUUGAAUCCGAAAUGGAAAAUAAUAAUCUAGAUAUUAAUGACAAUCACAGUGUUGCAGAUCAUUAUAUAGAUGGUCUAACUUUUUUAGAAGAAAAUCAAGGUACUACUCUGAAGGAUCUAUCUAAUUUAUUAGAUAAAACUCAAGCUAUUUAUUCUCAAGUAAAGGAUAUUGUCACAUUGAAACUUGAUGCCCAACUCUUGGCAUCACUUGCUAAAACAUUUGAAAAAUAUGUUGAAGAUAAUCCAAUUUGUGAAGAUUUAUAUCCCAAAUAUGACCCAGAUAAAUGGGCUAAAAAAUUGAAAAAAACUAUAAAUUGUUCUGAAAUCAAUCAACAAUUUUGGAAUAAUUUAAGUGGCCAUAUUCACUUUAACUUAACUGAACCUUUUAAUUUUAUGUAUGGGACUAAUCUUCAAACUUUCACUGAAAAUCAGAAUCUGAUAACAAAUCAAUCCACAACAUCAGGUUCAAAACAAGAUUUAAAAUCUGAUAAAAACACAACAAGAAUAAAUUAUAAAGAAGACCGGAAUAAAAAUGAAAAUUCUCUGAGGCGAGCAACUAAAAUAAAUCAAUCACAAAUCUUUAAUUCUAAUAAUCCAAAUGACACGACUACAAAUAAUGAAGUUGAAAAAAUUUAUAAAAUUCUGUACAAAAAUGUGGACCAAGAUAACACUGUGCCCUUUUGGCCUCUAGUUGUGAACACAAUCUCUUUUGAAAAAACAAUUCUAAAUAUUUUCCACAUAUCUUUUUUAUUGAAGGAUGGACAUGUCACUCUUUUAAUCAACAAAAAUGAUAAGGUUAAUGAUACACAUGAUACAUCUGAAGAGGAGGGAAUUGAUAGACUUGUGGGUACAUAUCAACCUAGACUAAAACUUUUACAGUCUAAUGAAGAGAUUCAAGUUGACUUAGCUGAUGAUUUACCUGAAAAUAAUCAAUUUCUUUUUACUUGUUUGGAAUUAACAAAAAACCAAUGGACACUUUUAAAGCGUGUUGUUAAGCCCAUUAAUUAAAAUAAUAACAUUGAUCAGAUCAUUUUAAUUAUAAAUUUUCUUGUACAGAUAAAAGAAAUACAAUACUCAAUCAAGAAAUUAUUUUUUGAUAAUUGAUGAACACUAAAAAAGAAAUUUUAUAUAAUAUAUAUACACAAUUAAAAAUAAAUAUAAAAUACAUUAAAGAAAUAAAAUUUGAGAGAGAUAUAGGCACAGAUAAAACUAUCUCUUUGAGAAUUUCAAUUAGAAAAUUUAGGGGGAUUAUCUAUUAGACUGCUUACUUCAUUUUAUAUAGCUUAAAACAGAAUUUUAUGAGCCAUGGUCUAGGAUUAACUUGAUAUAAUCGAAGAGAUAGCUCAAAACAUUUAUUUUGAUGAUCUAUUAGUUGCAUUCCUCAAUUGUUUUUUUCAUGAAUAAUCACAAAAAAUAUGGUAUACAACUGGUAAAUAUUUAAAAAGAAUUUAACCAUGAAUAAUAAAAGUAACUAAUAAAUAAAAAGAGAAAAUCACCACAUAAUGAAUCAUGGGCAAAAAGUUAUAAAAUAUAUAUAAAAAUUUUGGAUUGGGUUUUUGGCCUAAUCUGUAAUAUUUUAUUGCCCAAUCCAAGAUACAAUUUUGUAAAAAUUA
Messenger RNA from Gordionus sp. m RMFG-2023, 1650 nucleotides. Its product is annotated as EP300-interacting inhibitor of differentiation 3-like. The transcript is spliced from 5 exons. The record is from RefSeq and is a predicted model, not a curated record. Gene Ontology annotation, biological process: DNA repair. Lineage: Eukaryota; Metazoa; Nematomorpha; Gordioida; Chordodea; Parachordodidae. Bases 50 to 1045 code for a protein of 331 amino acids. Gene Ontology annotation, cellular component: nucleus; Smc5-Smc6 complex.